Messenger RNA from Acipenser ruthenus (sterlet), 7425 nucleotides. Its product is annotated as neuropilin-2-like. Lineage: Eukaryota; Metazoa; Chordata; Actinopteri; Acipenseriformes; Acipenseridae. Gene Ontology annotation, molecular function: vascular endothelial growth factor receptor activity; semaphorin receptor activity. Gene Ontology annotation, biological process: angiogenesis; vascular endothelial growth factor signaling pathway; axon guidance. Gene Ontology annotation, cellular component: membrane. The record is from RefSeq and is a predicted model, not a curated record. The transcript is spliced from 16 exons. The coding region runs from base 560 to 3316 and encodes 918 amino acids.
AAUCCGAUAGCAGCAAUGCCUUAAUGCUAUUACAGCCACAUGCUUGCUGCAGAGCGACUCAGAACUCAGAAACAGAUAGCAGGAGCAGGAGGCAGCCAAGGCAAAAAGCGAUCGAGAGAAAACUAGACAUCUCUUUAAAAACUAACCAAGGCAAUACCAUUCCCAAACUCGAUCACCUCGACAACAACAAAAACAAAACAUUGCAUCUCCCAAUAAGACUAAUACAGUAUAGUAUAUCUGGUGACGUUAAACCGUUCUGAAGAUUUUAAUAACUGAUGGAAUGAAUCGACUGAAUAACCAAAUCCCGCUGUCUACCGGUGUUUGUCAAAAAAUAUAACCGCAUGUACAAAUAUUUAUUUUCAGAUAGAGGGACUUUCUAUUAGCUCUAAAGACGUCGUUUUUUUUGACUGUGAAUCAUAAAGGAAGUGUCAGAAGAAGGGGACAAAAUCAAAUUUCUGAAGAGAAAGCCACAGACGCAGUGGUGGAAAGAAGCCAGUCCAUGUAAACCGAGUGAAAAGAAUUACAGUUAAUUGAAAAGGGCGCAGGAGUUUACCCCAAGAUGGAUAUAAUAAUACCUUUAAUUGGAAUUGUACUUCUCUGCUUUUUAACUCCAGCAGUCUCUGGACAAGAAGAAACUUCAUGUGGCGGUCGUUUGAACGCAAAGGAUGCUGGGUACAUCACGUCUCCAGGAUACCCGCACGAAUACCCGCCUCACCAGCGCUGCGAGUGGGUCAUUACUGCUCCCGAACCGACUCAAAAGAUUGUCCUCAACUUUAACCCUCACUUUGAACUUGAAAAACUCGACUGCAGGUAUGACUACAUUGAAAUCCGAGAUGGCGAAAAUGAAUCCGCAGACUUGCUGGGGAAACACUGCAGCAACAUAGCGCCCCCUGCCAUCAUCUCCUCUGGACCAGUGCUCUACAUUAAAUUUGCCUCUGACUAUGCCCACCAGGGGGCAGGCUUCUCCUUGCGCUACGAGAUCUUUAAAACAGGUUCGGACUACUGCUCAAGAAACUUCACCAGUCUCAGUGGCGUGAUUGAAUCUCCCGAAUAUCCUGACAAAUACCCCCACAACCUGGACUGCAUCUUUAUUAUCACAGUCCCACCUAGGAUGGAAGUCACCUUGACAUUCUUGACCUUCGACCUUGAGAACGACCCUUUGCUUUCUGGAGAAGGAGACUGUAAAUAUGACUGGCUGGAGGUCUGGGAUGGACUGCCCCAGGUUGGACCCCUGAUUGGACGGUAUUGCGGGACCAAGGUGCCCCCAGAGAUCCAAUCGUCUACCGGCAUCGUGUCGCUCUCCUUCCACACCGACAUGGCGGUCGCAAAGGACGGCUUCUCCGCACAGUACAUCAUGACACCCAAGGAGGCCACUGAAACUUUCCACUGUAGCAGUGCUUUCGGCAUGGAGUCUGGAAAAAUCACUGAUGAGCAGAUCAGCGCCUCCAGUUCUUUUUACGAUGGCCGCUGGUCACCACGACAAGGCAGGCUCAACAACCAUGACAACGGCUGGACCCCUGCUGAGGACAGCAACAAGGAAUACAUUCAGGUGGACCUGCUCUUCCUAAAGGUGCUAACAGGUAUCGCUACCCAGGGAGCCAUCUCCAAGGAGACCAAUAAGAGCUACCACAUCACCACAUUCAAGCUGGAAGUCAGCACCAACGGAGAGGACUGGAUGAUGUACCGCCACGGCAAGAAUCACAAGGUGUUCCAUGGAAAUACUGACCCCGCCGAGGUGGUUCUUAACAGGAUCCCACAACCAGUUUUGACUCGUUACGUCCGAAUCAGACCCCAGGCCUGGCAAAAUGGGAUUGCCCUUCGAUUUGAACUAUAUGGCUGCCAAAACACAGACGCUCCCUGCACUGAAAUGCAGGGCAUGCUUUCCGGCCUCAUUCCUGACUCCCAGAUCACUGCCUCCUCGGCUCGGGACAUCCACUGGUCCUCGGGAGCUGCCCGUCUUGUGGCUAGCCGCUCUGGGUGGUUCCCUAGACAUCCACAGCCCAUUGCAGGGGAGGAGUGGCUGCAGGCAGAUCUGGGGGUCCCCAAGACUGUGACGGGGGUCAUCAUCCAGGGGGCUCGCGGAGGGUCUGUCAGCGAGGGCAGCACCACAGUGGAGAACCGUGCCUUCGUCAGAAAGUUCCGUGUGGCUCACAGCAUGAACAGCAAGGACUGGGACUUUAUCAUGGACCAGAGGACCAUGCAGCCUAAGAUGUUUGAAGGGAAUACACAUUACGACACCCCGGAGAUCCGUCGAUUCAGCCCGGUGCCGGCUCAGUAUGUCCGCGUGUAUCCAGAGAGGUGGUCCCCUGCUGGAAUCGGAAUGAGGCUGGAAGUGCUGGGCUGCGAUCUGUUGGAAACCACUUCCUCUGCUGAAACCCUGACUCCCACCAUGCGAAACGAAGACAUCACGACAGAGCCUCCGUGUCACAGUGACCCCUCGGGCUGCGUCACACAAGCCCCGGAAUAUACUGACUCCACUUACAGCUUCAACUGCGAGUUUGGCAGCAUUGAGACAAACGACCUCUGCAGCUGGUCUCAUGACCCUUCAUCUGACUUCAACUGGGCCUUUCACCCACGCGGGACUGGCGGGACUCUGGGCGCUGGGCCCAGCCAGGACCACCUCUUGGGUUCAAAUGGAAAUGGCAACUAUUUGUAUGUGGAAGCUAGCCAGAAGACAGAAGGGCUCCGUGCUAAGUUGCUCAGCCCCCCAGUUUCUGCUCUGGGGGGGCAGCUCUGCAUGGUGUUCUGGUACCACAUGCGGGGGGCCAACGUUGGGACCCUUCGUGUGCUGAUGAGUGAAACUGACCAACAAGAGACCACUCUGUGGUCUGUGAGGGGCGACCAGGGCAGUGAGUGGACGGAAGGAAGAACCGUACUGCCCGAGUCCCCCAAGCAAUACCAGAUUGUGAUGGAGGCGGAUAUAGAUCAUGGAUUCAAAGGAGAUAUAGCGAUUGAUAACAUUCACAUAUCAACCAGCAUCCCAGUUAACGAAUGCACUCAACCCUUCACAGCCUUUUACCCUGAAACCACAGGGGGCACCCUUCCUGGAGGGAGCGAACCCACAGUAGACUCGGUGUCAGUGCAACCCAUCCCAACCUACUGGUAUUACGUAAUGGCCGGGGGAGGUGCUCUCUUGGUGAUGGUGCCCCUCGUGUUGGUGAUGGUUCUCUACUGCCACCGGUACCGCUUUGCGGCCAAGAAGAGCCAGCACUCCAUCGCCUACAAAAACACCCCGUAUCCCAGCAACGCCGUAACCGGCGUGGAGCCCACAAUGGCUAUAAAACUAGAAAAGGAGGACCACAGCCCGCAGUGCUGAGAAGGGACUCUUUAAGACACACGCUUAGAAAAAACAAACACAAACAAAAACAAACAAAAAGUGACUGUCAUGUUGCCUAAUAUACCGUAAUUGCACCUUUUAUACCAUUUGUUGAUGGAAGAAAAUGACUGCCUUUUUUUCUAUUGGAUGCUGCAUCUGGGAAACACAAAUUAAUAGGAAUGACAAAUAGACUACAAUCCAAUUAUAGAUCACAGCGAGGAGGGUGUCUGUCUGAGAGAACGCUUCAGGCAUGGUUGUAGUGGGCUUAGUUUUGUCACAAACCCUGCUUACAAUUCUUUUAGGAUAGUAAAUAUCACGAUAUACCAUUAAAAUAUGAGCUUGCUUUGAUUUUAUCCAAAUACAGAAUGCUCAAAAAAUAGUAAGGGCAAUGAAAUUCCACUUCUGGUCCAAGGCUCUUAUUUUGUGUCACAUGAAAGAAUUGAGUUUCUAAAAUGGUACCCAUGUGAUCCUUUCACCUCAGUAAGAACUUCACAACCUCUUGGUGGGUAUACUCUGCUCAGUGACGCAGCAGACAGACAGAAAGAUAGGCAUUCCAAGCUUAGCACAGAGCUUUAUUUCAGUAAGAAAAAACUGAGCUGGAAUCCAACAAUAGCAUUCAUUAUCCACUGGUCAUGCUAGGUGUCCUCGACCAGUCGUUCUGGAAUGGCAGAGGUUUCUGUGAUUUGGAAUUAGCUUUGUAUCAACAUGCUCUGCUUUUAUAAACUGAUUAACUUCUUGCAAAAACCUUCUCGGAGAACUGUGUUCCAGAAGAAUGCGAUUUCCUGUUCAUUUGAAGAGAUCUACACUGAACAGUACAAUACAGUAAUUGCUGGCAGCCAAUAUUAAAGGAACAUAUUCAUGCUGAGACCGAGGGAUAAAUGGUUCCUGCUGUCCAGUGGAAAGUUCAAAACAAAAGAACAAAUCCUAUUGCAUCUGCUCACUUGUGACAUGAAACGUUGCGUUUAUCAUAUGCAAAGGGCUUCUAGUUGCCUUACGUAGCCUUGUUUGUUUGAAGCCUGUGAUGAUAUUAACUUUACAUGAAAAAACUGGCCUUAAAAAUUUGGGGUGCUGUCUAAGUCUGGCUUUUUCUGUUUUCUUUUUCUUUUUUUUUGGUUUAAUGAAAAAGUGCAGUCGAGUGAUGAUGAGUGUGUCUACUAGAUCAGAUAACAGAGGGUUUGCUUGCAAGUGGCAGUUCCCAAGGCACUUUGGCUGCUUUGGAUGUGGCACUGCCUUAGCAACAAGAUUGCAAUGCUUUUUUGGCUUACUAAAUUUAUUAUAAACAGUUACUCCUUUUUAACACUGGGAAUUCAUUAUGGCAAGAAUCCACACAAUAGUGAAUGAUAAACAAACAAUAUAUAGGACUUUAUACCUCACAAUGCCUGUACUUUCAGAGCACAACCCAGCCUGGCAUGAAAUCAACAUGUUUCUGAUUCCCUUCUUGUUCAAGGGUGUUAUUCUAAAGUUGCUGGUACCUGCAGUGCCUAACACUGAUGUCUUGUGGAGCGGAAUGAGGUUGGUGCUGGAGCGUGUUUACAUGUUUAUGGGCCGCACAGCGCCUAAGGAGUUAAAUGCCAGUGGUGUUCGAGAGAUAGAAAGAAGCUUACAAGUCUAGAACAGAAUUGUAUCCAAUAGAAAAGCAAUUACACUGCGAAUCCAAGCCUUUCAAAGCUGAGCCAUGCCUAAUUAGAAUUCCAAUCUCGAUCAUUUUAUCGCUUAGACAUUGGAUCAACACUGGUUCAGAGUGCUUAUCGCAUUACAAAAGACGCUUCCACGGCUUCCAUAUGUUGCCUGAAUUCAAUCCACAUUCUUUAUUACCAAUAUGCGGUUUUAAGAAAAAGAAAUAUCCAGUUACAUUUUACAUCUGGAUAUACUGAUGCAUACAGAUAAUACUUUUAUUAGAUUUUUGGCUAAAUAUGUAUAUUAUAAAUUUUGGGUGUGUGGAACCGGUUAACAGAUCAGAUAACUUUUUUUUAAAACCUGAUGCACAGUCUGAAGCAGUAGGGCUACCUGCCUCUCCAACCAGCUCUUUAGAACAUCACCCCAGAUAGAUUACACUGAAUCUUGGGAGUUCCUUGGGAUGUCUUAAUAGUCUUUCAUUAUAAAGAACUCAUAAUGAAUCCCGCUACUGCUUUCACGUUUUAGUGUUUAAUGUUGUUACAGUGUAGAGAAUAAUCGUUAACAAAUACCUGUUCUGUUUAAUGAAACCAUUUUUUGUUAAGGAUCUCAGGUUGACAUGCCUGUCUAUGUGAGGUUCUGUCUUUUUAUGUGUUCAUGUACACAUCAGGUUAUGUAGGAAUGCCAGGUACCAGGACAUUGUAAAAGAUGCAUGUUUGUAUUGCCUGAUUUGGCAUUAUUAGCCCUUUCCCCUUUACAGAAGAGAUGUGUGCAGAAAAACUGCGUUUAAAAGAAAAUGGGAAAAAAACAGCUAACAGAUCAAACCACUGUUCAGAUUGUCCUAUAAAAGUGUGGCUUUUUGGUUGCUGUACAAGACAGUUAUCUGAAGAAAGACUGGUUUAUUUCCAAUUGUUUUUUAAGGGCAAGAAAAAAAACAGGGGAUUAAAAAAAAAAAGUCUUCCUGUAGAAUUGCAAGUAUGUUCUCUGACAUUUUUAACCUAUAGCACUUGUGGAAAGAUCUGAAUUAAAAAAUGCAUUUAUAAAGACAGAAAUACUUGGGGAAACAUUGGCAUGUACCCAUAAUGUAUAUUUAAAUCUACUUUAGGUUCUGUCACUCUCCAUGAAUUAUUUUAAAGCUCUUAAUAUUUUAAUUAGUUAAUGGAUAAGAUAACUUUAUUAAGCCUGCAGUAAGUUUUCCCCCCAUUCAUCAACAAAAUACUAAUGAGAAAAAGCACUCACUGUAAGAAUUUUCCUGCAGUCUUGAAGUUAAAAAAUGAAAGAAUAAACUAUGCCAAGCAGUGAAGCAGCGGCUUUUGACUCGUAGUGCAAUCGAUGCAGUUUUUUUACUGGGAAGCCUGCAGUGCUUUUAUGUACAACAGCCAACUGGCAAGUUCAAAACAGGUCUGGGGAUGGAGACAUAGAAUAAAACAAUUUAAGCCACAAGUAUUUCACCAGAUGAGAAUUUAAGACUAAAUGUUCACUAUUUUUGUACAUCAGAAUCUAGAGAAAGCUCAAUCAUUUGCUGUGUGUAAGACAGUUUCUUCAUAAAAAUAUAAUUAGUAUUCUUGGGAUCUUAUUAUCUCCUUUGCUGAUUUAAUUCCUGGAAGCUCUUUCCUGGUCAGUAAUUGUAUUACUGGCUUUCCUAUAACUGUAUUUGAUGUUUUAUUUAUUUAAUACAGUCGUAUUCUUAAUCAAGCAGAUUUCUUCUGUAUCCUUCUUGUCCUGUGUUUGUGAAUGUAAUGCAUAGACUGUGAUUGUUACAUAUUCAGAGCCAUGCCCAUCUUGCUCUUCAGCUCAUACUGUUUGUAAGGAAUCUUUUAGCUUGUGGGAUUUUAUGGAGAUGUAUUGUGCGGAAUGUAAUAAAGAUGAUAUUUUUAUAAAAAAGAAAAAAAAAAGAAACUUGCUCUCUUCUCUUUAAAAAAAAAACGUAUACUAAAUUUCAGUUUGCAUAAAAUGUUAUGUCCAUGAAAGAGAAAAAAAAAAAAGUUUUACAAUGUCAUACAGAUGUUAUUUUCACUGCCUUAAAAUUGCAUCAGCAUGGCAUCAGGAUUUUUUGUUUCCUAAUAAUCUAUUGAGGAUUUUAUAUAUGACCACCUGAUUUGUCCAUUUGUUUGUUUGCCCUCCAGAGCACACUGUGAGACAGACCCAACACACACACUGUACUAUUCGCUCUUCAUGAAGCUUCACUACUGAAUCAUUAAUGGCUAAAGUACUAUGUACUGCUAUAUAAAUACACACUGUGGAUCCACUUGACAGUGUUGUCAUUACCAGUACCUCAAAUAAAACCAUAAGCUGAUGUCAUCCUUAGUGUUUUAGUUUAUGAAUGUUUUCAAACUGCAGAACUGUGUUACGGUUUAAAAAAGAUGCGUUUUGAGUCACCAUAUGUUAUAUAGUUGAAUUUUUUUGUCUCAUAAAAGCAUACUUUCAGGGAUACGUUAUAUGCUAGAUGCCCAACCUUGCUGUAGAAUAAAAAGACUGAAGUCUACCAUUUAUUU